AUGUCGAACUCCCAGGAACAAAGCCUGGACGAGAACGCCGUCUUCUUGCCCACGUCCGAAUCGUCCCCGGGUUUCCUCUACUCUGAGACGGAGCGAUUGGCUUUGGAGAGACUUUUAAACGCUGGGCCUGAAGGCUUCUACAGCACCGCGGGGUCACAACUUUCCAGCAGCUUCCUUUCACCAGAGGAAGUCACAAACAUCACAAACUGGGCCCAGGACUAUCAGCUGAGUCCAAAGCCAGAGCUGUGGGAAAAUGUGCUGGAAUUGGAGGAUUAUUGUUCCACGUACUACCCUGGGCAUUCGGAUACCCCGCCUCCAGGCCUGUGUCUGGGGUGGCCCGAGAGCAGCACCUGGAGAGAGCGAGAGAACAGUGUGAAGGUGUACAGCAGCCCCCCAGUGGAAGACGAGCCCCCCGUGAGAGAGCUCAUCCGACAGCAUCUGCAGAAGGCCACUCAAGUAAUCGCCAUAGUAACGGACAGAUUGACGGACUGUUCUGUGAUCGGGGACCUGCACAACGCCGCAUCUCGUGGGGUUCCCGUGUACAUCAUAUUAAAUCAGAGGUCCACUCAUGAGGGCACUGUGCAGCGGCUCUGGCAUCCGAACAUGCAGGUGCGGGUGCUCGGAGGGAAGAGUUUCUGCUCGAGGGCGGGACGGAUGGUGGUGGGAGAAAUGAAAGACAAGUUUGUUCUGGUGGAUUUACAGACUGUGAUUCACGGCAGCUACAGCCUCACAUGGUCAGACGCUCACCUCCACCGGCAGCUCGUCACCGUCCUCACCGGUUCUGUGGUGGACUCUUUCGACCGAGAAUUCAGGAUCCUCUUUGCUGGUUCCUCCCCAGUCCCUGAACCACGGAGGACUUAUUGGAACCAAAUACCCAAUCACAUCAACAACUUUUCGGAAAUAAUGUUCCCUAAACAUCUGCCGUACCUGGGGGCAGAGGUCACCAACCCUCCAUCGCCCCCUAGUGAUGCGCUGUUGGACUGGGAGGCCAUGGGGGUGAUGAGCGGAGGCUGCAGUGUCCCCAAUAGUCCACUGGAGCAGCACCAGGACGUGUUUUUGAAAGAUAAACCAGUCCUUAAUAAUGCCGCCACCACCACAGACAAGAAUACAACCUUUGCGGAUCAUUUUUUUAGCACUAAACACUUGCCUCUCGACAAAAAGAGGUUAAGUGAGCCACCCCCACCUCCUAUUUCUCCUGUCAGCAACUAUAUGUCACAUCUGAUCACAUCCUACAGCAAAACAAAUCCGGUAAAGCAGGAGCCACCCAGUCCAGAGAUGAGGUUUGAAAAAAGGAUAGAGCCCCGGGUGGAAAGAACUGUUGCAAGACAAAUUUCCCAAGAAAAUACAAAAUAUGAUAGAUACUUAAAGAGACCUGAGAAGGAGCCCGAUCCAUUGCACAAUGUAAACACAUUUUCCCACAUUAAGAGACACCAGGAGGUAUCUACUGUGAAAGAUGAGAGCAGCAACAGAGACAGAUCUGCUCUCACGCUGGAAAACACAUCUUCCUCAAGAAAACCUCUUAUCAUACGAAUGCCUCAAUCUGAAGACACCAGCUCUCUCAGUGACAUCAUGACGAGAAUUAAGAUGAAGCAAAGCACCCAGGAGCACCCGAGGGACCAGCCAAGGGACCACCUGAGAGACCACCCGAGAGACCAGCCGAGAGACCACCUGAGGGACCACCCGAGAGACCAGCCGAGAGACCAGUCAUGGGACCAGCCGAGGGAGCGCUCCAGGACGGCAUACGCAGAGCUGAGCCGGUCCAUGGUGGAUCUGAGUGUCCACAGCCCGGUGCAAGACGACAAAGCCGCCCCAGUGCCACGCUUCAGGGCAGGAGCGUUGGAUGUGGAGUUGCUGAGUCCAGCUUUGGCCCUGAUGCAGAAGAGGAACGACCACAUCCGAACAACUAUGAUGUUCCACACUCCCCUGAGCUUCCAGCCUCAAGACCGGCCACGCAGCUUCGCCUUCAGCCCAGACUGGAGGAACUCUCUGUCGAGGCUGGAUGCAAAGGAGGACGGACAAUGA
This is a messenger RNA of Knipowitschia caucasica, 2022 nucleotides long. NCBI's taxonomy places the organism in Eukaryota, Metazoa, Chordata, Actinopteri, Gobiiformes, Gobiidae. The record is from the annotation of a GenBank genome assembly.